CCGGUUCCGGUGGCGGUCGGACUUGUGUCCCUGCAAGUGGCGCCAUGGCGGGGAGCCGCCUGGAAACUGUGGGCAGUGUUUUCACGAGGACCCGGGACCUGCUCCGGGCGUCGGUGUUGAAGGAGAAGCCCCUGUGGUAUGACGUCUACAAGGCCUUUCCGCCGCUGAAGGAGCCGGUGUUCCAGAGGCCUCGCUUGCGUUACGGCAAAGCCAAAGCUUCCAUUCAGGACAUCUUUUACCACGAGGAUCGGAUCAGAGCGAAAUUUUAUUCUACCUAUGGAUCUGGUCCAAAAGCUUUUGAUCUGUUCAAUCCUAACUUCAAGUCUACCUGUCAACGAUUUGUGGAGAAGUAUUUUGAAUUGCAGAAUCUUGGAGAAACAGAUGAAGAGAAGUUAUUUGUGGAAGCAGGGAAGGCUUUAUUGGCAGAAGGUAUCAUUUUAAGACGAAUAGGAGAAGCAAGGACUGUAAAUGUCAGACCCCAGACUGGGUUGGAAGGGAACCAGCCUCAGAAAGAAGUUCCAGACCAGCAUUUGGAGACCCCCGAAGAGCAGCUGAAAGGUCUCUCUCCUUCUUGAAGGGUGUGCGUACAGUGCAUACUGACAGCCACACAGUGCCCGCUGGAUGAAUGCUGAGCUAUUUUUAAUAGUGGAACUGUGUAAAUACUUCUUGAUCUCUAAGGCAUAUGUUUGCCUUCUCUUCCCAUUUCUGGGUUGGCAGAAAACUCCAUAUCAUGGUUGGAAAGAAGCAGUUUUGUGAACUUUUACUUUAGGACAUUACUAAAUAAAAGAUUCCCUAGCUGCUUUUAAAGUAAAUUGUAAAUUUGAAAUUGUAAAUAACACGAAGCCUUUAUAAAGAUUAUUUGAUGAGCCUCUUCCUGAUGUGGUGUGCUCAGAUGUGUCUAUCAGCCUGUGGGCUGGCUACAUCUGGGCUGGUAUGAAUCUUACUGGGUCCUUCUGACUUUUGCCUGCACACAUGGUGUGUGAGAGGCUGAGUUUGACUUGUGUUUUGCAUUCAGAGCCAGGACCCGUCAGUGGUAAGGAGAAAAGACCAAAAGUAACUUUUACCUCCCGAAUGGAGUGUGUUGGUGAUAAUUGGCAUAGGCCUGCAGCAGGUAGGAUGCCCAGUAAAUACUUGCUGAAAGAAUAAAUGGAUGAAUGAUUAUACCCAG
Dipodomys ordii (Ord's kangaroo rat) is the source of this 1168-nucleotide messenger RNA. It is a transcript of the gene Mrps23, whose product is annotated as mitochondrial ribosomal protein S23. The transcript is spliced from 5 exons. Gene Ontology annotation, cellular component: mitochondrion; ribosome. Gene Ontology annotation, molecular function: structural constituent of ribosome. Gene Ontology annotation, biological process: translation. Lineage: Eukaryota; Metazoa; Chordata; Mammalia; Rodentia; Heteromyidae. The coding region runs from base 45 to 575 and encodes 176 amino acids. The record is from RefSeq and is a predicted model, not a curated record.